GAGGUGUUUCGUUUUGCACACGGCACGCAUAUUCAAACUAUAUUAUCGAUCGCCGGAAGUCGGUUUGUCAGUUGAAAAAUGGCCGUCGAAGUAUCAACAACUACAAGCGCUUGGAUAGAUUCAUCUGGAAUUUGGCUUUUUUGCAUUGAGAAGAAUAUUUUUAGUGUAGCAAUGAGAGAUUGUCCAAGUAUUAAAGUUAAUGUACGUGUAGGACACGUAGCUCCAUCAGACAAAACCCAAGUGAGACGUUGCAUUCUGUUUGCAGACGACGGAUUACUGGAGUCAACACUCAGCAACAAAACGUCACCAGCCUUGCUAGUUGUCAAAAAUUCUUGUGAUUUUAAGUUUGACAAAGAUGCAGUCAAGGGAUUAUUCAGCAUUGGAAGUGAGUCUUGGGCUGCACUUGUUUGGUCAUUUGCUAUUGUUCCAGGAGCAACUUUCCAAGGGAGACCUGAUCAUAGCAAUGCCUUAGAUCUUCCGGGUAUGCCAGUUCACAAUCUGAAUGAAAUUCUGAAAUGUUCAUGUGUAGUAGGAGGAAGCAUUUUUGUGCCAAAUAAAGAUAUCAAUGUAUUAACAUCUGAAUUAACUGUUAAUGACUCAGGGAGUGAAAGUGAUCAGGAUGACCAAGGUAUUUCAGACCAUGAUAGUGCUGAGGAUGAACAUUACACCUCCAUCUUUCAAAUAAGAGGUUCAACAUAUGGUGAAGAAUAUCAACUUAAUCUAAAGGAGGUACAAGGUGCACUUAGACAAUGUAUUUCUGUGCCCGUCAGACUUUUAUUUCAAAAAGACAAUCCUAAGGACAAAAAUGCUAUAAGUGUAAAUGCUACUGUCAACAGCAAGGACCUUCAACUUGGCUAUAUUGGUGUCAAAAAAAUACCAAAGGUAACAAAGGCUUUGACAUCAGGAGAAAUAGUGACAACAUCUAUGAAGUCCGUCACAUCGUGGUUUGUCAGAAACUUGAACUCAAGAAAACUGAAAGGAUCGGUUGUUGUCUGCAAGAAAGGAAAAUGGCUUCCAGAUUCAGACAAUAAUUUUUAUAAUGCAGAUUUGUAAAUUUUAAUUGUAUGACAUCAGAUUGUGUUAUAGUAUUUUCAUUAACAUGUAGUCAGUAAUGUCAGGAUGCACCAUAUGCAUUUUGAUUUAUUCCUGGGGUUUCUUUCACCACAAAUGUCUGGUUUCACGUCUAUGGAUAAAUUUAAUGUUUAUUGUACAUGUAUGUCUCUUAACUGAUAAAUAUCUUCGAGCUGUCUUCAACUUUUCAGCAAAAUGUUUUUUAAACAAUUGGAGUUUCUCUCAACCAAGUUUAUAACCAGUGGGAUAAAACAAAAAUUGUGAAUUCCAGAUAUACAUUUUACAGAAAUUUUAGUUUCCCUGAAACAUUGGUUAAAUCAUUUACCCAAAAACUAAAAUUAUAAACUACAUGUAGGGAUUUGUCUGUAACAAAUAUUUGUGAUAUUUGCAGAUAGUAUAAUCUAUAAGUAUAUACUACACCUAUUAAAAUG
Mytilus trossulus (common blue mussel) is the source of this 1502-nucleotide messenger RNA. RefSeq lists its product as uncharacterized. NCBI's taxonomy places the organism in Eukaryota, Metazoa, Mollusca, Bivalvia, Mytilida, Mytilidae. The coding region runs from base 79 to 1053 and encodes 324 amino acids. The transcript is spliced from 2 exons. The record is from RefSeq and is a predicted model, not a curated record.